AUGUCAGAACUUUCACGUCCGCUGGCUUGGUGCGGUGGCCUUCCGAAGGCCCAUCCAAUUGCCUGUGUCACACAGACUGCCAGGGACUUGCGGGUCUUCUGUUGGAGCCUCCCGAACUUCGUGAGGAAAGGGUUCCUUGGGAGAUGUCAGAUACAUCGCAAACGAUUCAACGCCAACGCUGCAUUAGAUCUUCCUUCGAUUCUCGGCGAUUCUUUGACUUUGCUUUGGCCUCGAUGGAGCUUCCGGCGAUGCACCGAGAGAGCACACCGAUUGCACGUAGUCCGGCGGCAGAGGCGGAAGGUGCAGACCGAAAUCCGCGCUGCACGAAGUGCAGUCGCCCAGCUCAUGCAGCAGCGCACGCAGUUCGCAGCGAGGCUAUAUUCAGUGAUGGCCGGUGCGGCCGAUCGGCUGCGAGCCGUGGAGGAGCAGCGCCGAAGGGAUCGGGCCCGCAUCGAGAACCUUGUGAUCGAGAAGCGCAGGUGCGAAGAGCGCUGCCAGGAGCUGGAGCAACAGCUUGCUGGGGCUCGGCAGGAAGGCAGGCGACUGAAUGAAGCUCCACACUUUCGUGUUGCGGACGAGGAUAGCUCUGUGGCCAGCGAGGUGUCUGAGGCGUCGUGGAUGGUUGUGGGCGAUGCUAUGUCGGGGUCCGCAGUGACGGAGAGCUCCUUCUCUGGCACGUUUGCGGAAGCCACCGGGCCAUGCUGCUUUGUGGCUGGCACAAUGUUCAAGGGGGAGACAGGCUCACUGGUGCGCAUCGAGGAUGUGCGCCAAGGUUCGAGAAUCCUUGCAGCGAAUGGCUCCGUUGUGGAGGUCGCUUCGCCCCCGACGCAGCACCUGGCAGUAGCUGCAUGCGUGGUCAAGCUCAGGGUCACCCGUGACCACCGGGUGCCCAUCGCUGGUGGGCAAAAGGUACCGGCACACCAACUCCACGUGGGGCAGCAGGUUCAAGUGCAGGGCAGGCUCGUGGAGCUCACAUGGCCGAGAUUGCUGCGUGUGUAA
Symbiodinium sp. CCMP2456 is the source of this 999-nucleotide messenger RNA. Lineage: Eukaryota; Dinophyceae; Suessiales; Symbiodiniaceae. The record is from the annotation of a GenBank genome assembly.